This is a messenger RNA of Drosophila bipectinata, 757 nucleotides long. The record is from RefSeq and is a predicted model, not a curated record. Lineage: Eukaryota; Metazoa; Arthropoda; Insecta; Diptera; Drosophilidae.
UUAAUGCCUAAAUUUAUUAAAUUAUGAACUUUGUUUUAUUUUUUUCAGUCUUUGUGUCCAUCAUACAAGGCUACUUAUUCUAUAUUUCGACUCCUAAAUAUGAUAUACCUGCCACGUGGAAUCGGAACUACGGUGCAGAAGAUGUCGUAAGAGAAAUCAAUGCGAAGCGAGCUUAUGUUGAAUUCCCCCAAUUGGUAUUUUCAGCAUCGCUUUCCGAAGAAUGCAAGAUUUAUGCAGACUUGUUGUCUGAUAUGAACAUUCCGGCACAGAGAAAUUAUUUCGUGGAAGCGAAAAGAAACUAUAUGUGUGAUCAAAUGGGUUAUAAACUAAAUGAUAAUCUGAACACUACAAUUACUGAAAAUAUUUGCGAAUAUGAUUUUCCAAAGCAUUUUUUCGUCGAAUAUUGGUAUACGUUUGGACGUAAGGCCUAUAUGUGCCCUGUAAAAGAGAAAAAUCCCGAAAUCAAGUCAUUGGCCGAUAAAUAUACUGCAAUGAUGUGGAAGUCUUCACAAUAUAUUGGUGUAGCAAUAGUCCCUAAAAACAAGGCAGAAAAAUACACGAAAAGACUCGUGGUGGUAAGAUUUCACCCACCUGGUAAUCAAUAUGGCGAGUUUGAGCAAAAUGUCCCAUUAGCUACUCAUGGAAAUUGGGCUACAAAAGCUAAUCGACACUUCAUUAUUGAGCUAAUCCUGAUUUGUUUCUGGACUGCCGUAAUAUUUAAUGUACCUUUAUAUGUCUGAGCCACCAUGCAACGGAU